AACACGAGCACUGUGGUAUUUGUAGAAACCGCAUGAGUAAUGACAAAUGGCUCAUUUCUGGACUUUAAUUUUGAUCUUCAGCACCAUGUAUCAAGCUCGUAAAUAUCAGGUUACUGCAGAUUCUCCCAAACAGCCAGAAGUUUGUCUGUUUCAGAAAGAACUCAGUGUAAAUAUUGGUGAAUCUGCGACUCUGCACUGUUGUGUUUCGAAUAACCUACAAAAUGGAAGAAUUAUCUGGUUAAAGCAGCGUCCAAACCAAACACGGCCUGAAGUCGUAGCUGGUACAUUUACCGGUGAAUUCCAAAGUUCUCGUUUACAAAUAGAAAAUCAGGGAAACUGCUACAAUUUGACCAUUUUCAACACCACGAAGAGUGACAACUCUAUAUACUACUGUGCUCUUAUGUAUUCAAACAAGAUAUCAUUAAAAAUUAAAGGAUCGAAUGUAUCACCACGUGAAAAGACCACUGAACUCCCAUGCACACAAGAGAAAACAGUGUUCGCUUUGGGAGCGGCUUUGGGUUUGUGUGUCCUCCUGAAAUUCUGUCUCAUAUUUAUUCUACUGAGGAGAAGAAAAUGUAAUCAAAACAAUGCUUCUGUAGAAGAUUCUCCAGGAACCAAGCAGGAAUCUGAAGAAGAAACACUGAAUUAUGCAGCAGUGAAUUUCUCCAAGACGAAAGCCGAAGCUGAAAACAAACAUAUCAGCUCCACUGAGUGUGUGUACUCCAGUGUGAAAUAAAUCUGUACUAUAUUUAAGAAAGGAUGUUGGACUUUAGCCUAAAUCAAAGAAUGUGACUGAUGCAUUAACUGUGACUGGGAUUCAUCCACAUGUGCUGCCCAGAUCCAGGAAGUAAAAUUAUUCAGCAUUAAGUGUUGAGCACUAUUUCUUCAAACACAUUCUACAUUAACCAACAUAAAUCAUUAACCAAUAAAAAAAUUCUAAAAAAAAAAUCCU
Molecule: messenger RNA, 952 nt
Organism: Silurus meridionalis
Lineage: Eukaryota; Metazoa; Chordata; Actinopteri; Siluriformes; Siluridae
Exons: 6
Coding region: 47-736 (229 amino acids)
Biological process (GO): response to bacterium
Source: RefSeq, a predicted model, not a curated record